Messenger RNA from Onychostruthus taczanowskii (white-rumped snowfinch), 2190 nucleotides. It is a transcript of the gene CHST10, whose product is annotated as carbohydrate sulfotransferase 10. The record is from RefSeq and is a predicted model, not a curated record. The coding region runs from base 189 to 1265 and encodes 358 amino acids. The transcript has 6 exons. Gene Ontology annotation, biological process: proteoglycan biosynthetic process; carbohydrate biosynthetic process. Gene Ontology annotation, cellular component: membrane. Gene Ontology annotation, molecular function: sulfotransferase activity. NCBI's taxonomy places the organism in Eukaryota, Metazoa, Chordata, Aves, Passeriformes, Passeridae.
UGCCGCCCUGGUCCUUGCUUCGCAUCCCGCUGACAGGUGAACUGCGUGCGCAGGGAGCGCUCCGGGCCACAGCGGGAGCUGGAAGAGCAGACACGCAGGCCUGUUAGUGCCCUCGGGAGGAGGCGAGCCUUAGGAAAGAACCAGCCUGUUACGAUGAAGUGCCAGCUUUAUAUGGCUCAUCUGACAACAUGCACCACCGGUGGCUGCUGCUAGCUGCAUGCUUUUGGGUGAUAUUCAUGUUCAUGGUUGCUAGCAAGUUUAUCACAUUGACUUUUAAAGACCCAGAUGGCUAUGGUGCCAAGCAAGAGCCAUUGAUUCUGACAGCUGUGACAAAAGUGGAGGAGGUACAUGUGCCAGAGGAAAAACAUUGGCCAGAGGAAUUCCAGCCAACUGGAAAAGCUUUUUCAGGAAAUCUGAUCCGCCAACCCCUGGUUCAUAUGGAAAGACUUGAGCUUCUCAGGAAUGUCUGCAGAGACACUACAUUGAGAGAUCUCUCUCAUACUGCAGUUUCCAAAUUUGUGCUGGACAGAAUAUUUGUGUGUGACAAGCACAAGAUCCUGUUUUGUCAGACGCCAAAAGUGGGCAACACUCAGUGGAAAAAAGUCUUGAUCGUUUUAAAUGGAGCAUUUUCUUCCAUAGAAGAGAUCCCAGAAAACAUUGUACAUGAUCAUGAGAAGAAUGGCCUUCCACGCUUGUCCUCUUUCAGUGACUCUGAAAUUAAAAAACGACUGAAUUUAUACUUCAAGUUUUUUAUUGUUAGAGAUCCAUUUGAAAGACUUAUUUCUGCGUUUAAGGACAAGUUUGUGCACAAUCCUCGGUUUGAACCUUGGUACCGGCAUGAAAUUGCUCCCGGCAUCAUUCGUAAGUACAGGAAGAAUCGCACAGAGACCAAAGGGCUGCAGUUUGAGGAUUUUGUGCGCUACCUGGGGGACCCUAAUCACCGAUGGCUGGAUGUUCAGUUUGGUGACCACAUCAUUCACUGGGUAACAUACGUGGAACUUUGUGCUCCCUGUGAAAUCACGUACAGUGUGAUCGGACACCACGAAACCCUGGAGGACGAUGCUCCCUAUAUCCUGAAAGCAGCUGGCAUAGACCACUUGGUAUCGUACCCCACAAUCCCACCAGGCAUAACAGUGUACAACAGAACAAAAGUAGAGCGGUAUUUUUCAGGAAUUAGCAAGAGAGACAUAAGACGCCUCUAUGCACGAUUUGAAGGCGAUUUUAAACUCUUUGGUUAUCGUGAGCCUGAUUUCUUGCUUAACUGACACCUGGGAUAAGAUCUGAAAAAGUCUCAUGGAUUAAUCUAAACCUGUGUGAAUACCAGCUGCAACACUGGCAGAGCUGAGAAUGACCAUUUGUUUUCUAGCUUUUUGACGUUGCUUCACUUUUCAGUGAAAUAUUUGUCAUAUGAACAACUAGGGGCUUAUAGCUGUUGUUUCCUGACCAUGUUUUCAGCACGUUAUUGCAAUCUGUUAGGAAUUAUGUCUCUGUUAUCAAAAAUACAGAAUUUGACUUCUCCCCUCUUCCCUCCAGGAAAAAAGAGGGAGAACAAAUGGGCUACGAUCUUCCUCUUCUCCCAGACAGAAUGCCAUUUUUGAAAUGUUAAGUAUUUGUAAAGGUGGCAAUUUCACUGUAGGUUAACCCUGACAUGUGGGUAAACAUAAUGAUUCCUGCUCAUGAGAAAGUCAUGUAGUCUCCCAUGAGUUUUGUAAAUCAGAGGCCAGUACAAGACUAGAAAUUAAUUAAAUGCUUGACAAAUAUAGCCAUCUAGGUUCUGUCAUGUGACUGCUACAAUAACGCUGAUCUAAUCCCAUUCUUGUUUGUCAAAAAAUGAACCUAAUUAGACAGAAGCUUUUAGGGAUGUCCAAAAAUGAACUGGUUCCACAUCCCAAUUGUCUCUGUAUUUUUGUCAAGUGUUUACUGUAUUUACUACUAGUGUAUUGAGCCUCAUCAUUCUAUUUUUGAUUUUCAAGAGAUUAUUUAACUCCUGGCUAUGUAAGUUAUGUGAGAACACCAGCUGCAAGUGGAGCAUAGAAGAAAUAUGAAACUGGUAAGGAAAAUUAAUUUAAGGUAUCAGUUGUAUUUGUGGGAGCAUAUAUAAUAAUCACAAGAUGCUCUCACGCAAUUUAACUUGUCUUUUCUUCUAACAGUUAAGAUUAAUAAAGAAGUUACAAAAGCAAGAUGUCAUAU